AUGGCACUGACAUUAUUCUUAUUUAAAGUUUGUAAUAUUGAUAGUUCCAAUCCUAAAGUUGAAGCUCAGGGUGAAAAUGAUGAUCAAUCAAUAACUAAUAUGCCAACA
Rotaria sp. Silwood1 is the source of this 108-nucleotide messenger RNA. NCBI's taxonomy places the organism in Eukaryota, Metazoa, Rotifera, Eurotatoria, Philodinida, Philodinidae. The record is from the annotation of a GenBank genome assembly.